CGACGAACUUAACCUGUAGUGUCCUUUCAGUCGUCGCGCAUCGAUAUAGUGUUGUGUUUACGUAUAAGCAGUCAAAUUUAUUUCACGAUAUUUACAUCUUCUUCUCUUAUACGUUCGUUUUUCAAACAGUUUCUAUUAUACAAUAUUAACAUUCAAUCGUAACAGUAUUUCUAUAACCAAAAAUUUUAAUUAUAUAUUAAUAAUACAAAAUUUGUUAAAAUGACCCCACCUAUGGAAAGGAUCCAAAUUUUAGAAAAUAUUGAAAAAGACAUUAUCGUGUGUUUACAAAGUGCAGGCCAAGCAUUUAUGGAAUUAAGUAAGGAAAAAUCUAGUUUAAAACAAGCAGAAGCUCAAACACAUCAAUUUCUUAAAACUCUAGCUCAUGUGGAAUCGAAAUUGAGCGAACAAAUCAAUUAUCUCACUCAAGUUUCAACAGGUCAACCACACGAAGGUUCUGGAUAUGCAAGUCAAAAGGUUUUGCAAAUGGCAUGGCAUAGGUUAGAACAUGCUCGAAGCAGAGUUAAUGAACUGGAGCGUAUAAAAAAUAAGCCAAGAUAAGAAAUUUAUCUAUUUAUAAAAUUUGUACUUUCCGGGAGACAUCAACGUGUAUAUCAUAACAUGUAAUAAUGAAUGAAUUUCUUAUUUUUUAU
Polistes canadensis is the source of this 650-nucleotide messenger RNA. RefSeq names its product mediator of RNA polymerase II transcription subunit 11-like (gene MED11). Lineage: Eukaryota; Metazoa; Arthropoda; Insecta; Hymenoptera; Vespidae. The record is from RefSeq and is a predicted model, not a curated record. Gene Ontology annotation, molecular function: transcription coregulator activity. The coding region runs from base 220 to 558 and encodes 112 amino acids. Gene Ontology annotation, cellular component: mediator complex. Gene Ontology annotation, biological process: regulation of transcription by RNA polymerase II. The transcript is spliced from 3 exons.